UCACAAAUUCCCAAGGAGAAAAUUAUUCGAAAAUGGCAAAGUUUAACGAUCUGAAGAUUCCACAACUGAAAAAGGAGCUUGAGCAACGUGGUUUGGGAAGUGGAGGUGAUCAAAUGUACAACGAGAGGAGAAAUAGCUGCAGUAAACCGAGUCACUAAGCAAUUUGAGCAGAGCAGAGCAGUUUAAAGUUUAUGUGUGGCUGCUUGCAUCGAGUAUGAAAUCCGAAGAUGGGCAAAACUUCCGAGUACUUAUUAUUGUUCCGAAGGUUAGAAGUCCUGAAGUUCCAAUCGAGCUGGACUAAGUACCAAAUGAAGGCUAAUUGCCGAUCUUAGAGAAAUUAAGGGGUUUCUAGUCUAGAAGCAUGAAUUUCAGUUUUCUAGGUUGGAAUGGGAGACGAGUGAAACAAGAAAGAAGUAAAUAGAAAAAAAACGGAAAAAUAAAAGUGUUGAUCGUUCGGAAGAGGAGGUGGUGGGUGCUCUUUAUCAAUCGAGGUAGUGUUAAAUACAACGGAAUUGUCUACGGCAGAACUGGAACAUAAUUAUUUUUUUUGGCAUAAACAUACAAUCUAUGGAUAGAUAAAUGCAGUUUUAUAGGAUUGUAAAUACUUGACGUUACCAAAUCGUCAUAUUGAAAGACCUGACACGACAAAAAAAACAUUUAAAAUUGUGUCAUGUAUAGACUUGCAAAUUUGCACUAAUAAAAUGCAGUAAUACGUUUAAAUCUAGCUCCUGAAGAUAACUGUGAAAGUCUAAGAAGCAGCAUAAUGGAGAACAAUGGAGACGAAAUGCGGCGCCAUAUACGUCAUGAAAUUGAAGUUCCAGCCUAUCAUCAUGAAAUGGAAAUCAACGACGAUGGACCCGACUCCUAUGGUCUGGUCUACGAUCGUGGCGACCGCACAUCGACUUUGGGAUUGUCACUCGAACAAAGUCCAUUAACAUUCUAUAUGGGCACAUCCGCCGAAUCUGCUGCAGCUACAGCCGCGGUAACAAACUAUCACAACUUACCCAGCUAUCCGCCACCUGUACUCACACCAACUACACCCCCAAAUGCAACAACACACUAUGAAGGUGUCACCACAACGAUAUCCUAUGAUCCCGCUGUGAAUGCACCAUCGCCUUCCGUGUCUACACAACCAAUGGUUGGUUCUAUUGGAGUACAAAUGUAUCCACCGGUGCGACACCAUCUGCAUCAUUACAAUCACGUACAUUCCCAUCGACAUGCUCUGACACAUCGACCCCACCAUACAGUACAUUCACACAUUCAUCCCCAUGUGCAACAGCAUCAGCACCAAAUCCAACAUCAACAUCAGAAUAUCCACUCAGCAACAUCCACCGUACAAAUGGAUGGUGAUAUUCCAAGUGAACGUUGCGGUUAUGAUGCUUGUUUGAUAAGACGUGACCCUUAUUUCGUGUGCAACAAAUGUUUGUCUGACACAUGCCACUGCGCACAUAGAACCUCCGGCGGGCUCAACCACUCAUCUUACGACUCUGUACAUGGGGCAGACCAUAUGCAUACUGCACAGCAUGAACAGCAACAGCAAGAAACAUUGACAGCUAAUCUUAUUACAAAUGAAUUGCCAAGGGUUAAUCAUAUGGAUAUUAGUGUGGUACCUGAUGAGGCGAAUGAAAAUAUAGCUACUAGUUCCAAUGCAAUUAUGCAAUUGCACGAUACUGAAGAAGUCGGAACAGCUGACGCUGUUAAUGAUGAACACGAUUAUGCUUUAGAUAGUUAUUGGACACCUUCAGAUCGUUCAAGUGAUGGAACCGCCCUAACUUUGCCACAUGCUACUACUACUGUUGAUACUCAAAAGACUGAUAUUAAAUGCAAACAAAUGCUUGCCAAUUCCACCCAAAUGGGCGAUGCAAACGCAACGAGGGGGACUGCUCUAAAUACCACCGCCUUUGAUUCCGAAAAUCAUAGGCUUUUAACACACAACAAUACUGUCCGUACGCCUCAUUAUGCUGCAGUGUCUACCAUAACCAGUAGUGCUAUGGCAGGUGGAUCCUCGGCUAUCGCGGAUGGUAAUGCAUCCGUCGACUCGCUGGAUGAUGAAAUGAUGGUAGCAUCAACCACGACCGCAGCAAACCAUGACGGAAAUGACGAGUCGGAAGGUAACAGAGAGUUAACAGGUGAUAGUAGGAGUAACAGGUUAGAUCUGUCGACGAGCGCAACUGCUUUUGAGAGAGAUAGUGAUGAAAAUUUGCAGUUACCUACGGAAUCUAGGGAGGCGUUAGCGCAUACAAACGAUACCUUUCAUACAUCUCCAAUAUCACUUAAUAACAGCGACGAGGUGACCUCUGCAUCUGACACGGAACGCGCUCAUUUUGCCGACACAUGCACCACCAACACGACUACAACAACAUAUGCUAUAAAGAAGCAAAGUAAACCUGCGAAUGCAGUAGGCUCUAGUGGCGGCAAUGGAAACGGUAGUAAUAAUGCUGGUGGUGCUGACGGUAGAAGCAGCGUUAGCAGUUCGAUCAGUAAUCGUGGGUCGGUGGGCAACGUAGACGAUUUAGUUGACAUGGAUGCAUUACCCAGCUUUAGUGGAGCUUCAAACAACAACUGUGCUACACCUAACGGCUUUAGUGAUGAAGCGCAUUCAGCGACUAAUUUUCGCUCCGUUGGCAGCUCAGCAUUUGCUUUAUUCAAUAGCGAUCACAGUCGAGCUACGCAUCAGGCAGAUGAUGAUGGUGGCGAUGAUGAUGAUGAGAUUAUUUGGAAUUUGCAUAAGCCGCGCGUUCAUAGUAAUACUAGCACCCCCGGAGGAGCACAACAUGUUAGGCCAAAUCCGCAUGAAUUUCUGCGUUGGAGGGAACGUGAACGUCAACGCAUUAAAGAUCGCGAGCAGCAACAGUUUAGGAGAGGUGGGGUUACUAAUGAGUGGUUGCGCGAUUCAAGGGAAGAUGAAACGGAUCGACGAGAAAACUAUUCACAAGAAAGAUCGAGUAGCUGUCGACCAGCAGAUGGAACCCCAAGGGCCGCCAAAAUUCCACGUAUAAGCAGCAGCCUUGUGCGGUCUAAUACUGAUAAUGCUAGCUGUGGUAUUAUAUCUGUAGAUAAUGUUGCUACUAACUCCAGUGAUUCCGCCGAUAGACGGACUGCGCGUCGUAUAAUGUGGCGCAUGCUGAAUGUUCAUGAAUCCAGCGAGGUAGAUGAGGUACCACAACCACCAUCUACUCAAAAUAUGCCGGAGGUCACUCGGCCUUUGACCCCACCUAGUAGUACAGCUCCAUCGGACAAUGGUGCGGCAGUCGAACGGGGCUCAUACGUGAUCACAUAUGCUGGGCAUAGUGUUGGUCAUUCAACAGACAACAGUGUAGUGCUUUUAGAGGACAGUGAUUUAGAGGAGCAUCCCCAUAUUUAUACCACUGGGUAUUCAGUGGGAUCUACGUCUGAUGCGGGCGAGGUAGGCGCAUCAGUAACUUUACCUACAGAGGUGACGGCGGUGUCAUCGCCUACGGUAAUUCAGCCCUACAUCGAUGACGAGCAGCCAACUUUUUCUGGAGCCGUAGCUACUAACUCUAUUGAAGCUUCUACAUCCGCCAGUGGAGCAAAUAAAAACAGUUCGAUAGCCACAAAAAGUCCAGCUUCCAUGGACAUAUCCAAUAGAAGUGGUGAUGGUACAGCUGUAUUAACUGCUCCUGAUUUGCAAUUGGAUUGGUUAUCGGAUUCCACAGGUGACGACGAUGAUGUUGUAUUCGUUCAUUCCACUCGUGAACCCAUACUAUCGAUUGAUCUUACCACUGAUGAGGACACGCCUGCCCCAGUACAAAAUGUAAGCGGUGAUGACGGUACCGCUGCAGAUUCUAAUGGAGCGACAAUAGAAGGGAUGGAAAGCGCACAAUCGAAUUAUUUCCGGUUGAAUCCACAAUUUAGAGAUGUGGCAGCAGGCGGUCCAUUACUGCAUCCAUAUGCAGUUGUUCCGCCAGGUUAUCAACAGUGGGAUGUAGCCGGUUCAAAUAAUCAGCAACAAGCGUCUUCCAAUAUUGAAACUGAUGAACCCCUAGCACAUCCGCAACACCAUCACGAAUGUAUGAGGCAUGCCGUUUAUCAGCCGCAACAGGCGCAUCAACCGCAACACCAGCGAUUCUCCUCAUUGCUGCGUAAUCGUUAUUACAAGUAUAUACCGGCUCCAAAUCCAUUUUACGAACCACAACAAGCUCAUCAGGCACAACACCAACGACCCAUGAUGCAUGAGCUGCAUGGUCUAUGUCCGGAAAUGCGGCGUCUGCGACGUUCACCGCAAUUAAGUAUGCCGACGGCGGCCGCCACAAUGGGCCGCUCGGCGUUACCAGUUUUACGCAGCGGUGCCACAGCAACAGCACCAAAUGCGGAUGGCGCCAUUAUUUCUAUACCCACCAUUGAAGAGGUGUCUUUACAAGAUUUAUUUGGGGGUCGUGUACCGGGGGCUCAUGUACCUAUGCACCCACAUCAGAGUCGCAACGAAGGAAACAAUCUUCUCUACUCAACACGCCCUCCUGGCCCUUCACGCUUUCCCAGGGGUAUACCUGCUGUUAGCCUUAGCGACAGCGUUGACGCUGCUGACAGUUCAAAUAUUGCUGUUGGCAGCAGCGGUUCAUAUUCAAAUACGUCAGUUGGUGAUAACAACAACAACAAUAAUAGUAGUCCACCCAUACCGCAAAUAGCGCCAUUUUAUUUACACUGUCGGCGCGCCGAUGAUGAAGUGCCGCCACUUCAACGAACCAUUCAUUCACAACAAGAGCCCACCCUCAUUCCCUCAUGUUCGUUCGGCCGCAGUCGUACGACAUUAGCCGGUGCGGCAUUAGCGGCCGCAGCAGUAGCUGCACGGGCGUACCCCCAUACCGAUAUCAGCGCAGGACACAUGCAAGGCGUAUCGCCAACAGCACCUAACUACGUGUCUUCUGCCACAGCUCCUGCAGUACACCCACCGGGUCCACCGCCCGACGCUGCUUCAACACUGACCGCUGUUGGACAUUCGAGUAAUAGCGGUGGUGGUGGUAGUAGCGUAGGCAGCGAUGAACGUGUCAGUGGCAUGCUGCCUUAUCCAACAUUUGCGGUAAAUGCGAGAGCACGUGCCCCACUCCCUACGCUGAUGGGUCGCCUGCAACCAAGUGGUAGUGGUAUUGGCGGCCCUUCAGGUAGUGCUGGCCAUCAUAGUGGUGCUCGUCAUGGUGGUGCAGCACCGCCGUAUCCCGUGCAUCAAAAUCUUUGGUAUCGCCAACAACACAUACAAGAAAUACAUCGUCGCCACAUGACACCCACACCCAUUGAUUUGUCCUCGAAUCCACUGAAUCUAACAAAUAGUUUCCGUUGGCGUUCACAGCUACCGAAUACAUGCUCGUGUGUGCAUGCCAGCAAUGGACCGGUGUCCAGUUUAGAUCCGGCGUACUAUCCUUAUGAAGCACAGCAACGUCGCCGGUCGGCCGUGCAUCACCACAUGUUUCAUCAUUACUCACCGGUGCAUCUGGAAAUUGGACUUUCUACACCGCUUUCACACAUAGGACCGCAUAUUUUAAUUGGUUCUGCCAUAAGACCGAAUCGUGGCGCCACUCUGGAAAUUAUUGAACGCAACACAUUGCCACAUAAAUACAAACGUGUUCGCCGCCCAAGCGAAUCUGACGAAGAUGCUGAGAAGUGUGCCAUUUGUUUGUCAUUAUUUGAAAUUGAGAAUGAUGUGCGUCGUUUGCCAUGCAUGCAUCUCUUCCAUACUGAUUGCGUCGAUCAAUGGCUGGUCACAAAUAAGCAUUGUCCCAUCUGUCGUGUGGACAUUGAGACACAUUUAACCAAAGAUGCGACCACCACUAGUGCUUUAUGACACUCAUCCACCACGGGACUGCUUAUGUAAAGUGAGGAGAAGUGAGCGGGCAGGAGAGAGAAUAGUAAAACUAAUAUCUGCUGCGUUCAAAAGAAGCAAGAAAUCAGAUGGAAACCAUACAAAAACAUAGCCUGAUAUUAAUUGUCAUACAAAAAACUUUGAUCGCAAUUAAAAGCAGAAUCCCUAGUUAUAAGUUAUUUAAAAGCCAAAAGAAAAAACAUGUAAAAUAUAUAUAUUAUUAUUAUAUACAGUAUAAUGCAUAUGAAGAAAUGAAUUAAUAGCUUUAAGCUAUUUCCUAAUUUUUGUAAA
Bactrocera tryoni is the source of this 6106-nucleotide messenger RNA. RefSeq lists its product as uncharacterized. The transcript is spliced from 9 exons. The coding region runs from base 764 to 5797 and encodes 1677 amino acids. Lineage: Eukaryota; Metazoa; Arthropoda; Insecta; Diptera; Tephritidae. The record is from RefSeq and is a predicted model, not a curated record.